AAAAAUGACUAUAGCUAUGACGGCCCGUUCGUCGCUGUCACCCAUACAGUCAUCAUCACUCUCGUUGUUGUGGUUGGCAAGGCUGAGUCGAAGCAAAGAUAGGGUAGGGCUUGGUUUGAGGAAAUGAGAUGUCUUCGUCGAAGAAGAUCACGCUGAAGAGCUCCGACGGAGAGGCGUUCGAAGUGGAGGAGUCGUUGGCGCUGGAAUCGCAGACGAUCAAGCACAUGAUCGAGGACGAUUGCGCCCACAGCGUCAUUCCUCUCCCCAACGUCACCAGCAAGAUCCUCGCUAAGGUCAUCGAGUACUGCAAAAAGCACGUCCAGAUCUCCAAGACCCAAGAUCGAUCUGCCGAGGACGAGCUCAAGACCUGGGACUCUGACUUCGUCAAAGUCGAUCAGCCCACUCUCUUCGACCUCAUUCUGGCUGCAAACUACUUGAACAUAAAGAGCCUGCUGGAUCUAACAUGCCAGACAGUUGCGGACAUGAUAAAAGGAAAGACUCCGGAGGAAAUCCGGAAGACCUUCAACAUAAAGAAUGACUUCAGUGCUGAUGAAGAAGAAGAGGUUCGUAGAGAGAACCAGUGGGCCUUUGAGUAAGAAGAAAUACAUGGCCUGAUGAUGGGGGUAUAGUAGUAGUACUGAGGAUUUAUGUAUCCUGUACUGGUUUAGUCUCUUGUCAUGACUAUCGUUUUCUGUUUAGCAAACUCUCUCUUCAAACAUAGCUGCUCUUUGAAAUCUAAAUAACAGCUGGAUUCCGGUGGUUUUAUGCACCUGUACUUUUAUUUUGAA
Camellia sinensis is the source of this 788-nucleotide messenger RNA. RefSeq names its product SKP1-like protein 1B. Lineage: Eukaryota; Viridiplantae; Streptophyta; Magnoliopsida; Ericales; Theaceae. The record is from RefSeq and is a predicted model, not a curated record. Gene Ontology annotation, biological process: ubiquitin-dependent protein catabolic process.